This is a messenger RNA of Nannospalax galili (Upper Galilee mountains blind mole rat), 1248 nucleotides long. It is a transcript of the gene Actl9, whose product is annotated as actin like 9. The transcript has a single exon. Gene Ontology annotation, molecular function: nucleosomal DNA binding; protein kinase binding. Gene Ontology annotation, biological process: axonogenesis; cell motility. The record is from RefSeq and is a predicted model, not a curated record. Lineage: Eukaryota; Metazoa; Chordata; Mammalia; Rodentia; Spalacidae. Bases 1 to 1248 code for a protein of 415 amino acids. Gene Ontology annotation, cellular component: membrane; cytoplasm; NuA4 histone acetyltransferase complex.
AUGGAUGAAAAUGGUAAUCCAGAGCCCCAGCCCUCCUCAGCAACCCCUGGGGUUCUUUCCCUGAGUACCAGCUCAACCUUGGUGAAAAAGGCUCUACAACAAGAUUCCCUCAGCACGGUAGGUGACAGGCUCCCACCAAAAACAGAUGCCGUGGUUAUUGACAUGGGCACAGGCACCUGUAAAGUGGGCUUUGCAGGACAGCCCCAACCCACCUACACUGUAACCACCAUCCUGGGCUGCCAGCCCAAGAAACAGGCCAAUAGGGCCCGAUCAGGGCUGGAAACUUUCAUUGGGGAGGCAGCCCGCUCCCACCCAGAGCUGAGACUGCUGAAGCCCAUUCGCAAUGGCAUUGUGGUAGACUGGGACGCUGCCGAGCUCAUCUGGCGACACGCACUGGAGCACGACCUCCAAGUGGCCACUAAGGACCACCCUCUGCUGUUCUCAGAUCCGCCGUUCAGCCCUGUCACCAACCGAGAGAAGCUGGUAGAAGUGGCCUUUGAGUCAUUGGGGUCACCGGCCAUAUAUGUAGCAUCCCAGUCUGUGCUGUCAGUCUACGCCCACGGGCGAAUUAAUGGACUCGUGGUGGAUACCGGCCACGGGGUAAGCUACACAGUGCCUGUUUUCCAAGGCUACAACUUGCCCCAUGCCAUCCGGCGCUUGGAUCUAGCCGGCAACCACCUGACUUCCUUCCUAGCAGAAAUGCUGCUGAGGUCUGGCUUUCCACUGCGACAGGAGGACCUGGACACCGUGGAGAACAUCAAACAUCAUUACUGCUAUGUGGCCUCAGAUUUCCAAAAGGUGCAGGUCCGUCCACAGCAGGAGUACCAGCAGACCCUGAAGCUUCCUGAUGGGCGGAUUGUCACACUAGGGAAGGCGUUGUUCCAGUGCCCAGAGCUGCUAUUCCACCCUCCGGAGAUCCCAGGACUGUUGCUCACGGGCCUCCCAGCCAUGGCUGAACAGAGUCUCCGCAAAGUGCCCCAGGAGCUGCGGACCCACGUAGCCCAGAACGUGCUCCUGUGUGGUGGCUCCUCGCUCUUCACAGGGUUUGAGGGUCGCUUCAGGGCAGAACUGCUGCGCGCUCUGCCCCCUGAGGACCACUUGGUGGUGACAGCCCAGCCCAACCGGAACCUUUCGGUGUGGAUCGGGGGCUCCAUCCUGGCCUCGCUGCGUGCCUUCCAGUCUUGCUGGGUCCUGAGGGAACAGUAUGAAGAGAGGGGCCCCCAGGUCGUGCACCAAAAAUUCUACUAA